Westerdykella ornata is the source of this 4416-nucleotide messenger RNA. RefSeq lists its product as uncharacterized. Gene Ontology annotation, molecular function: nucleosome binding. Gene Ontology annotation, biological process: regulation of transcription by RNA polymerase II; chromatin remodeling; positive regulation of DNA-templated transcription. The record is from RefSeq and is a predicted model, not a curated record. Lineage: Eukaryota; Fungi; Ascomycota; Dothideomycetes; Pleosporales; Sporormiaceae. The coding region runs from base 1 to 4416 and encodes 1471 amino acids. Gene Ontology annotation, cellular component: nucleoplasm; SWI/SNF complex; brahma complex. The transcript has a single exon.
AUGGCUCAGCCGCCCGCCCCGCGCACCUUCAACCAAAAACUCCUCGACCAUUUUACCGAACAGCAAGCAAAGGCUCAGCAAGGAUGGCAGCAGUCGGUUCCUCCCACUGACCGUGCUCACCACUUUAUGAAUCUUCUCACCCAGUACAAGUUGUUACUGGGCACAGACAAAGAUGCGCUGGCUAUGCACACGGCCAUGAAAACGGAGAUGGACGCCUUCAAUAACUCGCAGACAAAGGAUCAGUACGCCGCCGCAAUCAGAAAUGAGAACAACAAAUUAGCUCGUCAACGCCAGGAGCGAACACAAUUGCAACCCAACGCUGCUAUGGCGAUGCAGGGCAACAACGGAAUGCCCAUGCAGCCUAACAACAGCAUUCUCAACGGCAUGAGCCCUGCACACAUGGCCAUGAUGGCCCAACCUGGCGUUCCGGGCGCCCGUCCCGACGCUGCGCAGCAGAUGCUCCAAGCCUUCCCAAACCCCCAGCUACAACGGCCGAUGCAGACCACGCCGCUCCCUGGAAACCAGACACGGCCUAUGAUGGCCAUGGCAGGCGCCGGCCAGCUGAACUUUCCCGUAGGCCAGUCCGCUCCCCGGCCGAACAUGCAGCAGCCGCAACAGAUGCCUCUCGACCCGGCUUUGGUAACGAACGUUGCACGGCGGUUAAUGGCAACCAAACCGGAGCUCAGGCAGAAACUCCAAGAAGAAAUAGACGCAUGGCCUCCGGAGAAGAAGCAACACGCCAAGCUGCGUAACAUCGAUCCCGUAUUCCUCCGGUUCCGCCAGUUUGCAGAGCAGGCUAUCCGCAAUGGUCAAAUCCCCCUUUCCGCUGGCGCGAUGCCCACUCAGAAUGGACCCAGUCUCCAGCAACAAACCCAGUUUGCCCAGAUGCCCACGGGCUUGAACCAGCGUCCUGCCAAUGCAGGAUUCGACUUCAAUGCGCUUGCCGACCAGCAGGUCGAGGCACUUCGAGUCCAAAACCAGGGUCAAACCGUCGUUCCGGCGAGCAACAACGGGACCCAGAAUCUCAUGGGAUUUCCCGCUCAGAAUACUCCGCAAGGCCAGCUUAUGGGACAGCGCCAGAUGCAGACCGCGGCCAUGAACAACAUGCAACGACAACCGUCACAGGCCCAAAUGCAAGCGCAGGCUCAUUCACAAGCUCAAGCCCGGUUACAACAACAACAACAGCAGCAGCAACAACAACAACAACAACAACAACAGGCGGCCCAGCAGGCCCUGCAACAGGGCCGUCCCCAAGGCCCCGCUCAGUCGCAACCCCAGCCGCAAGGUACACCGGCGAACCCGAACUUGAUGCUGCAAGGCCAGAUGCGCGGUCUUAACCCUCAAGGGCCCUCAGAGAAUCCCGCCAUGAAUCUGCUCACCCGUGGGAUGGUGCCUCCUGGUGUCAAUGGCGCUGGGGCACCCCAACAGCUUCCACAGGCUCCCAUCUCUCAGAUGGGACUGAACCCACAACAGUACGACCCGAUGGUGGCUGCCCAACUCAAGCGCGAGGCCCAGCAAAGAGCGAUGCAAGCUCAACUUGGCGGUGAACCGUUGACGGAACAACUUCGAAGGAGCAUGAUACCCCAGGAUGCUCCACUUCAGCUCAGAAAUCACCUCCUGCGUGUCCCUGAUAACCACUUCCAUAGUCUGCUGUUGCAAUACCAAAAUGCGCGUCUUGGAGGACACACGGGACCGGGUCAACCUUUCGCGCUCAAUGGUGGUCAACCCAACAUGAUGGUCAGUCCGUCCCAAGCUCUACAAUCCGGGCCGCCAGGUCAAAUGUUGGGCAACCAGAACCUCGUGCACCCUGCAGGAAUGCCGAUGGGCCAGCAGAUGGCCAACCCGGCACUCGCUCAGCAGCUACACAUCGUCCCGGGACAAGCACUGUCUGACCAACAGAAGCUCGCGGCGGGCCACCAACUGUUGCGUACCAACCCCGCGCUCAUUAGAAAUGCCGAUCAUGAACCGUUCAGCUUGAUGGCAGGCCAGGCAUCGACGAAUCUGUUGAACAUGCUUCCGAAUGGGGUUACCACAUGGGCUCAGCUUCGAAGCUGGGUCGAACAGAACCAGGCCCGACUGCCGCACAUCAACCCUAACAAGAUCACCACGAUGCAAGCCGCACAUGUGGCAAAUAACCUCCAUCUGGCGGGGAACCUUAUCAUGGCUUUGAAUUCAGCAAUGGCGAUGCAAUCCAGUCAACCGCAACAACCAAACCCGAUCAUGAUGGCUCCACAAGCAACGAUGAUGGCGAACCAGCCGCCGAUGCGACCGGGACAAUCACAUCCCAAUCUGCCUACCGUGCCGGUCACGCAGCAGGAGAUUGAUAGUGCACGCGCGCAGUUCCAGGCGAAGGGGAUCACCGCCACUGACGAGCAGUUGCGGGCGCUCGUGGCGAACCACAAGCUGAAACAACUUCAGAUGCACCAGCAACAGCUGCAGCAGCACCAGCAGCAGAUGUUGAACCAGGCUCAACGAGCUUCCGCAAUCCAAGCGUCGCCCGGCCCCACACAACAGAUGCUUCGACAGACGGCGGCGUCACCCGCACCUUCUCAAAUGGGCGCUCAGGCGAAGCCAACGCCUAAACAGCAGUACGCUGCUAAGCUCGGGCAAGCCACUGAACAGCGAACUCCGAAGCAGGGUGUGAAGCGACCGCAUGAAGAUGGCGAUGGCAAUGAGGCAAUCACGGCCUCUGGCCCUCAAGCUCCACCUAUGGUUGCCUCAGCGUCACAGCAAAGUCUCGCUGACGCGCAGCGGGCGCGGGCAAACCUAUUGCAGGCCCAGAACACAACCGAACCCAAGCUCCCACAACGACAUCCUAUGCCCUCGACCGAGAGCGCAAACAGGCUGGCAAAAUUCCAGGCUAUGCUGCAAGAAGAGGAGAAGAGAUUCACCCAAGGCGAACCUGUGCCGCUGAAUGACCAGGUUCGGGCACAGAUCAACACGCAGCUUCGCUCAAACCGCACGCUUCUCAACGAUGUGGUGCCUUCGUUGCGCCUCUACGCUGCCAAUGGGGACGAGGGAACCACCCGCGGGUGCGUAAAGAUGUGGGUCAAGCUACGCAGGAACAUCGAUUUGAGCGAGUUUAAACUCGCCGAUAACAGCUCAAUCACGCUCCAUGAGUUCGAGCGCAUCCUCCACACCUUCGCCAAACUCACGACCCAAAUGCGGAGACACCUGAAUGCCAUGAAGGCCAACCAACAAAAUCAACAGAGCGCUGGCCAACCGAGUCAGCAACUGACCCCUGCCAAUCUGGCCAUCAUGGAACAGCAGCAACGCCAGCAGAAGCCACCUCCCGCUCCUGUAGCGCAACAGCCUCCGUUCGUCAUCGGCGCCCAGUCACCUCGCGGCGCGCCAAAGUACUUUAAGGGUGCCCCAGAUGUCAAGGAUCUUCGCCUCCCUGAGAAGAAGAAGGCAAAACUUGACCGCCAGAGCUCCACUCCCGCUCCGAAGCAGUCUCCCCAUGAAGCGAUUGGAAAUGAAGCUACUCCUCCACAGAAUCAGGCGCCCGCAGCGAAGCCGGCGGAAUAUAGGCCAGCAAUCUUAUGCACAGCCGACGGCUGUGAUAAGCUCAGGUUCACUACACAGGCGGAUCUGCAGGCACAUAUUCAGGAGGUCCACGCCAAGAUUGCAGACCCUGUCCAAUACGCUUUGGAGAAUUUUGCGAAGGUCGCAAGAGUUGAUUCCAAGAAGGGUCGGUCCAGGGCAGAAGGGCAGGAUGGUUCUAAAGCUUCGAUUGCGCAGAAGAACAACGCUGCCACCACGAAGGUUGGGCAACACCAAGCAGUGUCCCAACCCGCCGAGACGCCCGCCGCUCAGCCGUCUGGAGCCACGCUCAAGACUCCUCAAGCUGGCACAAAGGUGUCCACGCCUAGCACAGGAGCAGCGACGAAAGCGACACCAGCGAGCGCGACGAAGCCGCAGGCCAAAGAGGCUCAGCCGGCCACUGCUGUCGAGGCGCAGACGGCUGACGAGAGCCCGCUCGUUGCGAAUCCGUUCCCGUUCUCGGCCAUUGACAUGUCCUUGGCUGACGCUACUUCGGCCAUGGACUCUCUCCCCAUCACUUCCACGGAUCUCGCCGAUGAGGGCAGUCUCUGGGCUGAACAAAGCUUUCCAUCGCCUGCCACUCCAGACAUGACCAACGACAGCACGCCCAACACACUGGAAAGGUCACCCUCGCAUGAUGGAAUGACUACUCGUGCAAUCAUGGCCCACGGACCGCUUGGCCCCGUCAUGCUCAACACCCAGUUGUCCGAUGAUAUGGCCUCGCUUGGAAUCGCAUUGCCGUUGGGCUGGAAUGCGGGAGACGGUGGCCUCUCUCCUCGGUCUGAGAACACUCUUGAUGCUUUCGACGAGUUUAUCAAGGAUGAUCCGUCCAUGUUUGCUAGUUACCCGGAGGAUGUGCCUCAGGCAUCCUAG